AUGUUUGUUAAAGGGCUCGCGGGCACCGUGGCCCAGGACACUCAGGCCCGUGUGCUCCUCUUCCGGGGGCCCCCGUGCCACAGGGCGGAGGGCACGCCUGGGAGCCGCGGCAGCAUGCAGGGUGCUUGGGUCUUGGCUGGCACACCAGCGGCGGUCAUGUGGAGAAGUGACAACUGCACAGAUGGGCUAGCGCUCGGGAUCCCGUCCAUCCGCCAGGCCUGGGGAUUAUGGGCCCUCUUCGGGGCUGUGACGCUGCUGCUGCUCCUCUCGCUGGCCACACACCUGGCCCAGUGGACUAGUGGCUGGAGCGGGCGCCACUCAGUGCAGGGACGCUCCGGAGGGUCUGUGGAAGAGGUCCCCCUGUAUGGGAACCUGCAUUACCUGCAGACAGGACGGCUGUCUCAAGACCCAGAGCAGCAGGAUCCAGGCCCUGGGGGCCCCAGCAGGGCUGCACAGGAGGAAACGUGCUACACCAGCCUGCAGCUGCGGCCCGCUCAGGGCCGAGGCCCCAGCCCGGGGGCCCCCAUCAAGUACUCGGAGGUAGUGCUGGACCCCGAGCCAAAGGCCCAGGCCUCGGGCCCUGAGCGGGAACUGUACGCCUCGGUGUGCGCCCAGAACCGCAGAGCGCGGGCUUCCUUCCCCGACCAGGCCUAUGCCAACAGCCAGCCGGCACCCAACUGA
Orycteropus afer afer is the source of this 681-nucleotide messenger RNA. RefSeq names its product signaling threshold regulating transmembrane adaptor 1 (gene SIT1). Gene Ontology annotation, cellular component: plasma membrane. Gene Ontology annotation, molecular function: kinase binding. The coding region runs from base 1 to 681 and encodes 226 amino acids. NCBI's taxonomy places the organism in Eukaryota, Metazoa, Chordata, Mammalia, Tubulidentata, Orycteropodidae. The transcript is spliced from 7 exons. The record is from RefSeq and is a predicted model, not a curated record. Gene Ontology annotation, biological process: T cell homeostasis; regulation of T cell activation; signal transduction.